AUGGCCUAUAUCGCCCCCAUCCACAGUGCCAGCAGCAUCCGGAAUGCCCUCAAGGCCCAAUUUAUGAAGGCCGGCGAGGACUGCCUGGUCGUCGGGAAAUCGAACCGCCUCGAGAUAUACACCCAAUCCCUCGACGGGCUGGUGCUGCGGCACUCCAAGGCCGUCUACGGCAAGAUCACAGUCCUCCAGAAGCUCUACCGGCCAGAUCCCGCGCAGACCGACCUGCUCUUCAUCGGCACCGAUCGAUGCGCCUACUUUACGGCCAGCUGGGACGCGGACGCCAGCCAGCUGCGGACAGAGCGGAAAUACAUAGAUCUCAGUGACAGCUCCUUGCGCGACGCUCAGAAUGGCGACCGGUGCCUUAUCGACCCGUCUCGCGGCUUUCUCACGCUGGAGGUCUACGAGGGCGUGGUUACGAUCAUCCCGCUGGCGUCAGAGAUACACAGACGGCCCAAGGCUGCGGCGUCAGACCAGUUCGUCGGCUCGCUGGGUGAGCCGUUGCAGGUCAGGAUAGAAGAGCUGCUUGUCCGGUCGUCUGCCUUUCUGGACCAGGAGGCCACGCAGACGCCGCGGAUGGCCCUUCUAUACGAAGACACCCAGGGCAAAGUGAAGCUGAAACUGCGAGACCUCAAAUAUACCCACGCCGUAGUGUCGGGGGACGGGGGCAACGCCGUCGAGCUCAAGGACGUCACCACGCUGUCAGACGAGCUGGAUCUGGGUGCAAGCAUUCUGAUACCCGUUCCGAGACCGCUAGGCGGCCUCUUGAUCCUAGGCGAGUCGUCCAUCAAAUACGUCGAUGUGUCCAGGAACGAGACCAUCUCACGCCCGCUCGCCGAGUCGACCGUGUUCGUCGCCUGGGAGCAGGUUGACGGGCAACGAUGGCUGCUGGCAGACGACUACGGCCGGCUGUUUUUCCUCAUGCUGGUACUGGACGCGGACAACGCUGUCGAGACCUGGAAAGUGGACUUGCUGGGUGAGACCUCGCGUGCUACCGUGCUUGUCUAUCUCGAUGGCGGCGUGGUCUUCAUCGGCUCCCACCAGGGCGACUCGCAGGUCAUCCAGAUCACCGAAGGCAAGUUUGAAGUCAUCCAGACCAUCUCGAACAUUGCGCCCAUCCUAGACUUCACCGUCAUGGACAUGGGUGACCGGUCAGGCGAGACCAUGGAGUUUUCCUCAGGGCAGACACGCAUAGUUACUGGGUCAGGCGCGUUUGGUGACGGCAGCCUCAGAAGCGUCCGUAGCGGCGUCGGCAUCGAGGAUCUCGGGGUCCUUGCGAAUAUGGAACACAUUACAGACCUAUGGGGUCUCCGAGUUACCUGCCCUGAGCCAUUCUCGGAUACACUCCUGGUCUCCUUCGUCAACGAGUCAAGAGUCUUCCACUUCUCUCCCAACGGAGACGUAGAAGAGAAGGAGGAGUUUUUGGGCUUGAUAUUUUCUCAGAGCACAUUGCUCGCCGCCAACAUCCCCAAUAAUCGGAUGCUACAAGUCACUGAAAAUGUGGCUCAAGUCAUUGACUUGGACAGCGGAAUGGUGACCUGGACAUCAUCCCACGAGGUUGCCAUCACCUCAGCAUCUACAAAUGAUGAUUACCUUGUGCUGGUGUUGGGGGGAGUGGAGCUGAUAUGUGUCUCCCUUUUGACCUACGAGCAGGUAGGAAAGAAAAGCUUUGAAGCAGACAAUCAGGUCUCUGGCAUGACCAUCCCAGCAUCCCCUACCCAGGCUUGCAUAGUCUGCCUCCCACAGUCAGCCGAGAUUGUCAUCCUCGACCUCCCCAGCCUGGAAGUGCGGAAUAAGCAGACCCUAGGCGAGCCGGGCGAUGCUAUACCUCGCGCAGUCAUAGUGGCGGAGAUACUCUAUAACCAACCGCCGACCUUGCUUGUUUCCAUGGCGGAUGGGACCGUUUUUUCAUUCUGCUUCAAUGUAGAAGAUUUUACUAUUUCCAGCCCUAGCAAAACCACCCUUGGCUCUGAGCAGCCUUCGUUUAAGAAACUCCCCCGAGGCAACGGCCAGUUCAACGUUUUUGCAACCUGCGACCAUCCAAGUCUAAUAUACGCGUCAGAAGAUAGAAUCGUAUAUUCUGCGGUUGAUUCUGACAGUGCGAGCCGGAUAUGCAGCCUCAAUACCAGAGCGUACCCUCGCUCAAUCGCACUAUCCACCAAAAAUGAGCUGAAGAUUGCCAUCGUGGACGAGGAGCGUACCACCCAGAUCCACACGCUGCCAAUGCAUGCCACCGUGAGGAGGAUAGCUUACUCUUCCAUUGAGAAGGCAUUCGGGCUGGGAACAGUAAAGCGAACAAUUACCAACGGCGUCGAGUCAGUGAGCAGCGCGUUCAUUCUGGCCGAUGAAAUCUUGUUCCGGCCAUUGAGCACCUUUGAUCUCAACCCUGACGAGUUAAUUGAGAGCGUUAUCCAAUCUCAAUUUGCCGACGGCGAGGAUGAGGUUGGAAACGCACUAUACAAAGACCUGUUCUUUGUUGGAACUGCUUAUUUAGACGAUGUAGGGAACGAUAAUGUCCGUGGCCGCAUUCUAGUCUUUGAGGUGAACAAGUCCCGAGAGCUGUCCAAGCUGACUGAAAUGCCUGUCUCGGGGGCGUGUCGUGCUCUUGCUCUUAUGGAAAAUAACAUGCUGGUUGCUGCACUCGUCAAGACGGUCAUUGUCUGCAAAAUCAAACGUGACUCGUUCGGAGCUAUUACGUUGGUAAAAGGCGCCUCAUAUCGAACAUCCACGGCGCCCAUCGACAUAGCCGUGACGGAUAAUGUAAUUGCGGUAGCCGACCUGAUGAAGAGUGUUUCCCUUGUACAAUACAACAAAGCCGAGGACGCCGCACAGGAGGACGAGCUCGAAGAAAUGGCACGCCAUUACCAGACACUCUGGACUACAGCCGUUGCUCCGAUCGGGGAGGACGCCUACUUGGUAGGUGACGCGGAAGGGAAUCUGAUCGUUUUACAUAGGAACCUGAGCGGCGUUACGGCGGCAGAUAAAAAACGGCUGCAAGCUACUAGUGAAAUCCGACUGGGCGAGAUGGUCAAUCGAAUACACCCGGUAUCCGUUCAGGCAUUCCCCAACGCCGCAGUCACGGCACGAGCAAUGCUGGCAACGGUUGACGGGUCCAUCUACCUGUUUGGCAUGAUUAACCCGGACUUCGUAGAUCUGCUCAUGAGACUUCAGGCAGCCAUGGCCAGCAUCACAGUAAGCCCGGGGGAGAUACCGUUUACCAAGUACCGAGCAUUUAGAACUACUGUGCGCCAGUCUGAAGAACCCUUUAGGUUCGUGGAUGGAGAACUGAUCGAAAAGUUCCUCGCAUGCACGCCUGAUGUACAAGAAGACAUUGUCAGUCGGCUUGACGACACAAACGUCACCGUCGGCAGCUUAAAAGAGAUGAUUGAAGAGCUAAGGAGAAUGCAUUAG
This is a messenger RNA of Arthroderma uncinatum, 3408 nucleotides long. Its product is annotated as DNA damage-binding protein 1a. Gene Ontology annotation, molecular function: nucleic acid binding; protein binding. The record is from RefSeq and is a predicted model, not a curated record. Gene Ontology annotation, cellular component: nucleus; site of double-strand break. Bases 1 to 3408 code for a protein of 1135 amino acids. Lineage: Eukaryota; Fungi; Ascomycota; Eurotiomycetes; Onygenales; Arthrodermataceae. The transcript is spliced from 5 exons. Gene Ontology annotation, biological process: proteasome-mediated ubiquitin-dependent protein catabolic process; DNA repair.